Pseudocercospora fijiensis CIRAD86 is the source of this 2266-nucleotide messenger RNA. RefSeq lists its product as uncharacterized. Lineage: Eukaryota; Fungi; Ascomycota; Dothideomycetes; Mycosphaerellales; Mycosphaerellaceae. The transcript has a single exon. Gene Ontology annotation, molecular function: exopolyphosphatase activity; endopolyphosphatase activity. The coding region runs from base 1 to 1908 and encodes 635 amino acids. Gene Ontology annotation, biological process: polyphosphate catabolic process. The record is from RefSeq and is a predicted model, not a curated record. Gene Ontology annotation, cellular component: membrane; fungal-type vacuole.
AUGGUCGCUUCCUCCAGAUCACAGGUGCGCAGAGAGCUUGGGAGACGUCUUGGGCUGCAUCUAAUCCGUUACCCAGAUUUUCAUCCAGAUCGCUUCUACGAGGUCUACUCUGCGACAUCAGAAGAAGCAGCAUGCCAUCGAGGUCAGGGACCCGCCGGCAUAUAUGGCGCAGAAACGAGCGAAUGCGACAGCCCGAUUUCGCUGAUCAACAAAACGAUGGAAUUUGUCGCAAAGGAGUUCAGAGACAACAUCGACUUCGUGAUAUGGACAGGAGACUCCGCCAGGCACGACAAUGAUGACGAGUUGCCGCGGACGGCUGAGCAGGUUCUCGGCUUGAAUAGAUUCAUGGUACAGAAGAUGGCAGAAACAUUUGGCAAGCACAACGGAGACGAGGAGGAUGAGGAUCCGAACCACGAUUAUGUUGUCCCGAUCGUGCCAAACUUGGGUAACAACGAUAUCUUGCCACACAACAUUUUGGAGAAGGGUCCAAAUCAGUGGACGAGAACCUAUGCAAAUGUCUGGAGACAAUUCAUUCCCGAGGUCCAAAGGCACUCCUUUGAGCAGGGAGGGUGGUUUUACGUCGAGGUUAUUCCCCGGAAGCUGGCGGUCUUUAGCUUGAAUACGUUGUACUUCUUUGGGAGCAAUGCUGCUGCAGACGGCUGUGCUUUGAAGAGCGAGCCAGGAUACCGACAGAUGGAGUGGCUUCGCAUCCAGCUUCAGUUCAUGCGCGACCGGGGAAUGAAGGCCAUGCUUAUUGGACAUGUGCCUCCGGUAAGACAGGAGGCGAAGACAUCCUGGGAUGAAACCUGUUGGCAGAAGUACACAUUAUGGCUGCGGCAGUACAGGGAUGUGAUCGUGAGUACUCAUUACGGACACUUCAAUUAUGAUCAUUUCAUGUUCCAGGACUUCAAGGAGAUCAAGCAAGACACCGAGGAAGGGCGAAUGCAUUACCUUCGCGCUUUGGGGCCGGAUGACGGCGACUUUUCUGCUCAGGCGAAGACCGACUACUUCAUCCAGCUGCGUGAUGAAUGGGCCGAGCUUCCCGAGCCACCAAAACCCGAGUCCAAGAGCUGGCUUGAUACUAUUUCCGGCAAAGGUAAACAAGACAAGGAAAAGUACAAGAAGAAGCAGAAGAAAUAUUUGAAGAAGAUGGGAGGAAAGUAUGCUGAGCGCUUUGCCGCAUCGUUCGUCAGCGCUAGCGUUGUGCCCAACUUGUUUCCGACUCUGCGCGUCUUUGAGUACAACACGACCGGACUGGAGAACACCGACCUAGAUGCGAUCGAUCUGCCGGCCCCAGCACCCUUUGACUAUGAUGUCGACGAUGUGAAGAUUCAGAAGAAGAAGAAAAAGAAGAAGAAUAAGUUCACAGUCCCGGAGGCGCCCUCGAAGUCAGCGCCACCCGGACCUGCCUACUCACCCCAGACCUUGUCCCUGUUGAAGUACACGCAAUAUUUCGCGAAUCUCACCUACAUCAACAACGACUUCACCAAGUCAUCCGUGAGCGAAAGUGAAGUCGACCCCGCCGGGUGGCAUGAAGGCAAGCACAAGGGCAAGAAGCCGCACGAAAAGGACCACGAACCAAAUCCCAAGAAGUUCAAGUAUGAAGUCCUUUACGACACCAAAGAAGAUCGGGUCUACCACCUUGAGGACCUGACGAUGCCAAGCCUGAUCGAUCUCGCCCGUAGAAUUGGCGAUUUUGUUUCCGAAGACUCAAACGACAGUGAGCAACUAGAAGUAGAAGACGAAGAAGAGAUAGAGGGUGGUGGCAAGCAUAAGAAGAAGAAAAAGAAACACAAGAAGCAUUCGAAGAAGUAUCGGAAGCGGAACGAGGCGUGGUAUACGUUUGUGAGGAGAGCUUUUGUGGAGACCUUGUCGUCAGAUGAGAUCGAUGAGGAAUUUGGGCAAUGAAUUGAGUGAUAUUCUGUUAGCGUUGCAUGUUGCAGCUGCUGUUGAUACCCCAGAAUAUGGCUUGUUAUUGGAAGAGUCGUUAUAUCUAUCUUGGGGGCCUCAAGACGCGUCCUCGGGUAGACCUAAUUGUGCUUGCUGCGGGAUCUGGUUCCGUCAUCAAGCUGCUGACCUUAUUAGGAGUGCUCGUUACCUCUAGGAUCCACUCGACAGAUCGCUGGUAAGUUAUGCGUUGUGCCUCAUUUUUCGGAGCUGUAGAGUUCUCCCCGCGCUGACUGACAAAGUUGGAAGGUUACGUAGUAGAGGCCUCGCUUACGUUAUUAUAUAUUGUCGGCUUCUUCCUCAUGUGAAGGCCAAGAGC